UAAAUUAAUAUUUAAUAUUGAGACGAGAUUUGAUAAUUGAGUGUAUAAUUCUUUUUAAUUAUUCUUGUUUAUAUAAUGAUUUUUUUUAAAUAGGUAUCCAAUAGGUUAGUGUAGUUUACUAUGAUAUUUUAGUAUUUCUCUUUUUUUACCUAUACAUCAAAUAUAGUUAAGAAUUUAUCGAAAAACAUAUUAACAAUUCAUACAAUCUUAAUGAAGCAGAAACAAUCAUGUUAACGCCGGAGGAGAGGAUCAAACAACUUUCUUUGUUUAGUUCAAAAAUCGAUUUAAAUCCUAAUAUUGCUGCUAGAAAGUAUUAUCGAUCAGGACAAGAAAUGAUACGAAUGGCUGAUGUAUAUUUAAAGGAAAACAACUUCGAACAGGCAUAUAUUCUGUACAUGAAAUUUAUGAUAUUAUUCUUAGAAGCAAUAACUGAACAUCCGGAUUACAAGAAUGUGACAGUUGAAGAACGUAAUUUAAAUAAUCAAAUACUUCGAGGUGUCCUUCCAAAAGCUGAAAAUUUGAAAAAUUUAUUGAAAGCACAAUAUACUAAGGAGUAUGAACUGUAUAAGGAGCAAAAAGCAGUUCAAGACCUGAGAGAUAGAGAAGCUUUAGCUCAAGGAAAAAAUGACACUGGUACCAUGCCAUCAAUUAAUACUGAUAAAGUCACAGAGGAAUAUUUAAGUACUAUUGUAGAUAAUGCUCAUCCAGAAUUCAGCAAUAGUUUUUCAAAAAAUGGAUCAUCAAGUUAUAAUCAUACAACACAAAAUGACUUUGAAAUCAACAGUCCAACUAAAGUUAUCCCGCCAAGUACAACAAGCUCUUCGUAUUCCCAAAAUAAAUGUUCCGAUGAUAAACCUGUUGUUGACAGAAGUACAAAGCCAUUGUCAAAAAGUCCAUAUGAUCUGCGUAAAAUAAUAGUGCCAGCAGAUUUAACGCAAAGAUUCUUAGAUCAAGCAAAAAGCAAUACUAUGAAAACAAUAGAGACAUGUGGAAUAUUAGCAGGGAAAUUGAGUUCAAAUAGUCUAAUAAUAACACAUUUGAUGAUUCCAAAACAAACGGGUACCUCGGAUUCGUGCACAACUAUGAAUGAAGAAGAUAUUUUUGAGUUUCAAGAUAAAAAAGAUUUAAUCACCUUAGGAUGGAUUCAUACUCAUCCAACACAGACAUCAUUUAUGUCUAGUGUUGACCUGCAUACUCACUAUUCUUAUCAAUUGAUGAUGCCAGAAGCUAUAGCUAUUGUUUGUGCACCCAAAUACAAUAGUAAUAACAUUUUCUACUUGACUCCUGAUCAUGGCCUUCAAAUCAUUGCCAACUGUAAAUUUGUACGUGGUUUUCAUACUCAUAAUACAGAUGGUAAUAUAUAUACGGUUGCUGAACACUGUAUACUGGACAACAGUUUACUAGUUAAUUUAGUAGACUUUAGAUAAUGAUUAAAUUAUAGAAAACACUAAACACUAUAACCGUUGUGUAAUAUUGCAUAAAUAAAUUUAGUAAAAUGUAAAUAAUA
Messenger RNA from Adelges cooleyi (spruce gall adelgid), 1507 nucleotides. Its product is annotated as STAM-binding protein. The coding region runs from base 228 to 1427 and encodes 399 amino acids. Lineage: Eukaryota; Metazoa; Arthropoda; Insecta; Hemiptera; Adelgidae. The record is from RefSeq and is a predicted model, not a curated record. Gene Ontology annotation, cellular component: endosome; membrane. Gene Ontology annotation, molecular function: protein binding; K63-linked deubiquitinase activity; metal-dependent deubiquitinase activity. The transcript has 10 exons. Gene Ontology annotation, biological process: protein K63-linked deubiquitination.